Staurois parvus is the source of this 258-nucleotide messenger RNA. The record is from the annotation of a GenBank genome assembly. Lineage: Eukaryota; Metazoa; Chordata; Amphibia; Anura; Ranidae.
CUGAUAGGUGGCACUGAUUGGUAUUGAUAGGUGGCACUGACUGGCACUGAUGGGUGACAUUGAAAGGCAGUUCAGAUGGGCACUGAUAUGUGGCAUUGAUGUGCACUGGUAUGCACUGAUAUGUGGCAUUGAUGUGGCACUGAUGGGCACUGGCACGUGGCACUGAUGAGCACUGACUGCUGCUAGCACUGAUGGAAACUGGGGCCACACUAAUCAUCACUGUUAGCGUGACAGCUCGAGAGGAGAGACAUCUUUGGC